Messenger RNA from Anopheles funestus (African malaria mosquito), 999 nucleotides. RefSeq names its product dnaJ-like protein 60. The coding region runs from base 257 to 868 and encodes 203 amino acids. The record is from RefSeq and is a predicted model, not a curated record. The transcript is spliced from 5 exons. Lineage: Eukaryota; Metazoa; Arthropoda; Insecta; Diptera; Culicidae.
GGAUUUGUUUUGGAGAAUUGACAGUUCACACAAUAACAAAGCAUUAAUCUAGAAAAUAAAAAUAAAUAUUGUAACACAGCCGUGCAACGUAACAACACAGAAAAUAAAUUCGAGACACUGGCGCUUCGAUAAAAAGCCGGUUUUAAAAGUAAAGAUCAUCAUUGUAGUAUUGCGUUGUUGACAAAUUUACAAAAAGUAUUCAUCUACCUCAAGUUAAAGUGCAAUUUAGCACAAUUCGACGCAAUAAGGGAAAGAAAUGUUAAAAGUUUCCCACAGCAAUGCCGUCUACAAAGCGCUGCAGGUACAAGUAAGGUACACCCAUCGGACACAUUACAAUGUUCUAAAGCUACAACCUAGUUGCUCAACGAGGGACGUUCGAACUGCCUUCAUUCAACUUUCUAAAGAACUGCAUCCUGAUGCGCACGUGAGCAACAGUGAAAAGUAUGACAAAAAGUCGUUUGUUGAGCUUCUGGAGGCUUACAAAGUGCUCAGUAAACCGGAAACUCGAGCUGCCUAUGAUUAUGAGUUAUCAUUGGCCAAGAAUCCAGGGAAUCAGGUGUUUCACAGACCGUGGGCUGCCAAUGCAAUGCAUUAUAGCAACGAGGAACAACCUUACUACGGAAUUAAAGGUGUCAAAAAGGUUAGUAAUUGGACGAUAGUACUGUUUUGCGGUAUUUUUAUGCUGAUCGGCAUCGUUCUGCAGGCUGUAGCAAUCAGCAAAUCGUUCACUUUCAAACGAGAUCAACUGGACGAAUUCUCUAGACAGAAUGCAAUCACCCAUGCGGAGGUACGCGAAGAAGCGCAAAAGUAUGGAAAUAAAGCGCAAAUCGAGCGCAUGAAGGCAAAACUAAAUAAAGAAGGAAUGUGAUAGGGAGUGUAAUUAUGCAGUUAUUUAGACGUUUUACAAACCGUUAUGCUUGAUUUGUACAUAAUGUAAAUUGUAGUAAUGAAUUCGAAAUCAGUGGUGGAGUUGAAAAGUAAUAAAAAGUUUAAUACAAA